AGUGAGGUGGCAGUCAUCCGGUUCCUACUCUGCAGUGCACAGAAGGAAAUAUUCUCUGCGUUCAGCCCGUCUGUAUAGCUGUCUGUUAAUCAAAAUAUGCAUGCGUCACAUGGACUAGGCUACGUUACGCACUCUGCAUGCUUCAGAUUGUAAUGAGAGGAAAGUAUAGCCUAGUAGCUUACAGUAAGGCAGAGGGAGAGGAAAGAAAGCGACAUCGAGAGGCUGGACUUCGCCUGGGAAGGCUACCCUGCAGUCUCCCUCAUGUUUCCUCCAGGGCACUUCUUCGCAUUUACACUGUCCCCACUCCCGUUCACUUUAUUUUGACGUUAUUUAGACGCUAUUUAUUUUUUUGGUAAAGAGAGGACCCGAAACCAUGGAACUUUUUUGCUUCGAGGACAAAGUCUUGAGAGCCGAACCUGAUCAAAACAUUCUGUGUGAUGACAGAGUUUUGCAAAGUCUGUUAACCAUUGAAGACAGGUUCCUACCACAGUGUUCGUAUUUUAAAUGUGUCCAGAAGGAUAUACAACCGUAUAUGAGACGAAUGGUUGCAGCAUGGAUGCACGAGGUUUGUGAAGAGGAGAAGAGUGAAGAUGAUGUGUUUCCUUUGGCCAUUAACUAUUUGGACAGAUAUUUAGCUGUUGUGCCCACUAGAAAGAGUUACUUACAACUCCUAGGGGCUGUGUGCAUAUUCCUUGCCUCCAAGUUAAAGGAGAGUCGUCCAUUAACUACAGAAAAGCUCUGUAUGUACACAGACAAUUCCAUCACACCAAGGGAAAUACUGGAGUGGGAGCUGGUUGUCCUGGGCAAGUUGAAGUGGGACAUGGCGGCGGUCAUUCCCAAUGAUUUCAUCGAGCACAUUGUGCGCAGGCUGCCCCUGCCCAUGGACAAGCUUGCCGUUGUCCGCAAGCACACCGAGACAUUCAUCGCUCUGUGUGCCACAGAUUUCAGCUUGGCCAUGAACCCCCCCUCCAUGAUCGCCACAGGCAGCGUGGGAGCAGCCGUCUGCGGCCUGCAACUGGACCAGGCCGACAAGUCACUGAGCCGGGACAAUCUGACUGACCUGCUGGCAAAGAUCACCAACACGGAGGUGGACUGUCUGCGGGCUUGUCAGGAGCAGAUUGAGAGAGUCCUGGCUAGCAGCCUUAGGGAUUGCCAUCAGCAGAGUAAGGAGACUGGAUCCAAACGAGCAGGCAGCAAGGCCAUGGAGCAGCAGGCCCAGUCCAGCACCCCUACAGACGUACGCGAUGUCAACCUUUGAGCUUCCAUUGCCACCACACACUCUGGAUGAUGUCUGUCAAUGAACUCAUGCGAAUGGGUUUCCCCAAGGUUCAACAUCAACCAAUGAGCUGCCAGUAUCAGCAUUUGCACCAAGUUAACCGGUGAUCUACUAUCACAUCAAGUUGUGUGCUUUGAUUUUUAACAUCUAUGAUUUGUAUCUUUUUGUCCCAUUUAUAUAAAAUUUGUACGGUCACAUAUUGGCUACCAGUGUGCUAUGCCAUCAAAUAAGUACUAUCAAACAAGCUAUUUUAAAACAAAAUGUUUUUGAAAACUUGAUGGUGCCUUUUUGGAAAUGGAAACCUGCGAAACAUUUCAUACUUGAAAUAAUAUAAAGUUUAAAGUUUUCAGUUGAUAAAAGCUUUAGUGAGGUGCAGGGAAUUAAAUAUUAUUAUUAUUAUCAUUAUUAAGGAAUUAUCCUUAUUAAGCAGAGAUGAAGUGGGUAUGUAUCACCUGAUAUCUGUUUAGAUUCCAUUAAACAGGAACCCCUGUAGUGCUGUUAGCAGGUGAUAUGCUGAUUGUACACAGCAUCCAUACUUGGCAUUUAAACAAAGCUAGUCUAGAGGAUAGGAGUGCAAGCCGCUGCUCCAGUAUAGUAUACUGUGCACCUGUAGCACUGCUUACUAUUUAAGCUUUUCUAUGCUGGCCAGGAGGGGGCUGGGCCCACUCAUAGAGAGAGAGAGAGAGGGUGGUGGGGUUGAGGAGGGAUAAUGUAAUAGUAGCUAAGGCUACUUCUUUAAAGGGUGAGAGAGAGGACAUUGGCUGUUAAGGUCUUAAUCUCACUGCUGAGUUACCAAACCCAUUCAUACCUUUAUUAGUACUGAAUUACUUUAUUUCUAGAAUAAUGUUAUAGGUCUGUGUGCUUGGAAGUUUUCGUAUGUUGUUAAGUCUGUGAUCUGAAGCAUAUACCAGUAUACUUUUGUCUCAGUAAAAUUAAUUAGGUUAUACGUUGGUAUGGAUCAGGUUACAAUUAUGGAGAAAGGAGUGGCAUGUUGUAGGGUUGGACAUGGGCUGGACAUUAGAGUGGUUGGUAAAAUUGUGUGUGGGUGAGUAAGGGGACAUGUCUGUGGAUUGGAUAGAAGUAUAUGGAAUAAAGUUUUAGAAAGUGAGCGUAGAAAGGAAAGUCAAUGGAAAUGGUGGAUAUGAUGAACAGCAGAUAGUGCAACAUACAAAGUACUGUAAAGGACAUACAAGAAUACUUAAUUCUAUGCAGUCCUAUGAUACUGCAGCGGCACAGCAGGACUAAAUAGUAACUUACUGCCAGUUUCUGAUAGCAGUUGAUAAGAUGGAGCUAGUGGGCAUACUGUAAUGUUACUGCAAUGCUGCAGUAUUCCCCAUUAGUGCCUUAUUUGGCUGUAUGGUAGAUAUUUAAGAUUUUCAUGGUCAAAGUGGGACUUGGAUUAACCUUAAUGCACUUUUAAAACACACUCCUUAAGAGUUGAAGGGGAAGGUGGUCGAAGACGAGAUGGUAGAGAAGUAGGGUGGUUUUCUUGUGUUGUUUUUUGUUUUUUUCUGUAAGUUAUUUGGUCUUUUCUGGGCUGGUUUCCCACUAGGGGCAAUGCACGUUUCCUCGAAAGCAUUCCCUGACCAGUAGUAGGGUUUACCAAUUUAUAGUUGUGUUAAAAUAUGGAACCAAAUCAAUUGCAAUGCAAACCUAGGAGAGCUAAUAUCAUACCUAGACUUGAUUUAAUUAAAUGAUUACAUCCAUUUAACUUACUUGAAUAAUAUUUUUGCCUGCUUUAUAGCCAAAUAUUGUGAUGGUUCUUUGAACUCAUGGUUACUUAUAUACAACAGUAUACAUACCAACAUCUGUUUUUCUUCCUGGUUUAUUGGUCAUCAAAGUUCAUUUAGAACUUAAUAAAGACAGACAUUUUGUAAGGUUUGACAUUCUUUAAGACAUGGUGAGUGGUUAGUUAGUUGAUAAGUGUUCUAUACCAUUAUUAAGAGUGAUGAGGAAAAAGUUCUGCAUAAACCUGUGGUGAAAUGAAAUGUAAGGUUUAUGAGGUGUGAGACUAUUUUCUUCACCAUUGGCAUGUUUAUCUGUGCACAGUUUUGGACCUCAAACUCAGAAAAACAUCAUGCAAAACAUCAGAAUGCAUUGAAAGGUUCAUAUAUGUGAAUUACUUUACAGGGGAGGUUAUUCCAAAAAUGAUAAAAACCAAAAUAGAUAUAUUUGUGUUUUAUAUUUGAUAUCUUUCUUUUGCUGCUAUUAAGCUUUUCUUUUCCUGUCUUAUACAAAGAUGACAUUGUCUAAUUGUAAGAUUCACUUGAGUGUGCUGCUAUAUAAUGAAUUUUGGAAAUGUAACUGUC
Osmerus eperlanus (European smelt) is the source of this 3585-nucleotide messenger RNA. RefSeq names its product cyclin D2, b (gene ccnd2b). The record is from RefSeq and is a predicted model, not a curated record. NCBI's taxonomy places the organism in Eukaryota, Metazoa, Chordata, Actinopteri, Osmeriformes, Osmeridae. Gene Ontology annotation, molecular function: cyclin-dependent protein serine/threonine kinase regulator activity. Gene Ontology annotation, biological process: regulation of cyclin-dependent protein serine/threonine kinase activity; mitotic cell cycle phase transition. The transcript is spliced from 5 exons. The coding region runs from base 374 to 1258 and encodes 294 amino acids. Gene Ontology annotation, cellular component: cyclin-dependent protein kinase holoenzyme complex; nucleus; cytoplasm.